ACGCUAGAAGCAAGCAAAUGAAAGACGAGCUGAAGCGGAUGACGACCGGCUCGCAAGCGAAUUGUCGCUCCGCGACGAGGCCAAGAAUUUCGGAGCAGCUGACUUGCUACAUGUAAUCGCGGGAGACGGGAGCCGAUUCAUACGUCCAAGCCAGCGCCGAGUAGGGUUGUAGAGAUGUAUGCGGCCUCCGAGCUAUGCGAUAUAUUCAUACCGAAAUGCUCUGGUAUAAAGCAGGAGUCCGAUUGCGUAGCUUUACUCUACCUUCGUUCGUUUUCGUCUUUCAAUCCCUUUCACUCCUUUCGAGGCCCGCUGUGCGGUUAAACCUAUCCUCUCUUUCAAAGUAAAGCUUAUCCUAGCCUACUUCAUCCGUUGUUCCAAGUCCCCUUGCCUUUCCUUUAAUAAAAAAAUCUUCUGAUCCGAAAGAUGCGUCUUGCUUCUGUGUCUCUGCUUUUGGCACUUGUUGGAAUAGGGAUCGCUUUACCUGCCCCCUCAUCAGGGACAAAAAUACACCUUGCCAGGGAUGAAGCCGACCCGACGAACACCACGACUUCGGAUUCGACGGGUUCCACCGGCGCAGUUGGUGGUCUCCUAAGUGGUGUGACAGGGACCGUUGGAAGUGUUGUUGACGGUGUUACAGGGGCUGUGGGGAACGUUGCAGAUGGUGUUACAGGUUCUAACGCGGUCGGUGACACUCUGGGAGGAGUCACCGAUACUGUGGGUAAUGUAGUCGAUGGUGUUGCGGGAGCAGCGGGCUCAGUUGUUGAUGGUGCCACUGGUCUCAAGCGAGACAGUGUUCAUCUUGCUAGGCAAGACGCUAGCUCUGGCAACUCCACGAGUCCUGAUUCUGGUGACUCUACGGGCUCCACUGGCGCAGUUGGUGGCCUCCUGAGCGGUCUGACCGGAACAGUUGAAAGUAUCAUCGACGGCGCUACUGGUGCAGUUGGAAAUGUUGCAGAUGGUGUGACUGGAUCGAAUGCUGUUGGUGACACCCUCGGUGGGGUUAGUGACACUGUUGGAAAUGUAGUGGAUGGUGUUACAGGAGCUGCGGGAUCAGUAGUUGAUGGCGCCGUCGGUCUGAAGCGCAACAGCAGACGAGCAGUGUACCGCCAGAGAUUGGAAAAGAAGCACUUUGACUCUGAGGACCUGGCCUGAAAUGGCACGCCGCAUGGGAGUUACUGUUGAACAUUGUAGCUAGAGGGAAAGUUCCGAAAGUCAUAGAUUGGAGUUUCUUAGAUGCGCUUGAUCGUGUUGCACAGCAGAAUACCAAGAAUACCUU
Messenger RNA from Fomitiporia mediterranea MF3/22, 1276 nucleotides. RefSeq lists its product as uncharacterized. The coding region runs from base 424 to 1152 and encodes 242 amino acids. The transcript is spliced from 4 exons. The record is from RefSeq and is a predicted model, not a curated record. Lineage: Eukaryota; Fungi; Basidiomycota; Agaricomycetes; Hymenochaetales; Hymenochaetaceae.